CAUGUGUUUCUUCAGAUCCGGACUCGAAUUCCAGAGUUCCAGCCACAAACCUUGAUGGACUUUGGCUCUGGUUCUGGUUCUGUCACCUGGGCUGCUCACAGUAUUUGGGGCCAGAGUCUUCGUGAAUAUGUGUGUGUGGACAGCUCAGCUGCCAUGUUGGGUUUGGCGGAAAAGCUACUGAAAGGUGGUUCAGAAUCUGGGGAGCCUUAUGUUCCAGGUGUCUUUUUCAGACAGUUUCUACCUGUAUCACCCAAGGUACAAUUUGAUGUGGUGGUAUCAGCCUUUUCCUUAAGUGAAUUGCCCAGCAAGGAUGCCCGCGCCAAGGUAGUUCAAACCUUGUGGCGCAAGACAAGUAAUUUCCUGGUAUUGGUGGAGACUGGAACAAAAGCUGGGCACUGCCUUCUCAUGGAGGCCAGAGACCUGGUCCUUAAGAGAAAAGAGAAGUUGCCUUUGGACCUUCGACCUGGUUUUGUCUUUGCCCCAUGUCCUCAUGAACUUCCUUGUCCCCAGUUGACAUCCUCUAAGCCCUUGGCCUGUAGCUUCUCCCAGGGGUACCAUCCCAUCCCCUUCAGCUGGGUAUGUACUCUGGGGAUACUGCAGGGAGAAAACAGUUUAGGAAAGCAAGAAGAGUAAGAAUUAGGUGGGAGGAGUUGGAGAAUUUAUAGAGUAGCCUGGAGCCUGCAUGUGUAUGAUUUAUACAGUAUGA
This is a messenger RNA of Otolemur garnettii (small-eared galago), 706 nucleotides long. Its product is annotated as methyltransferase-like protein 17, mitochondrial. Lineage: Eukaryota; Metazoa; Chordata; Mammalia; Primates; Galagidae. Gene Ontology annotation, biological process: translation. The record is from RefSeq and is a predicted model, not a curated record. Gene Ontology annotation, cellular component: mitochondrial small ribosomal subunit. The transcript is spliced from 7 exons. The annotation marks the transcript as partial. Gene Ontology annotation, molecular function: methyltransferase activity; structural constituent of ribosome.